Messenger RNA from Mycena citricolor, 4935 nucleotides. NCBI's taxonomy places the organism in Eukaryota, Fungi, Basidiomycota, Agaricomycetes, Agaricales, Mycenaceae. The record is from the annotation of a GenBank genome assembly.
GGUCACAGCAAACUCUCACCGACUCGUAGGCCCACACUAUCGGGCUUGCCCGGUGUGUAGAGCCACCGGCUACACACGCAUCGCCCCACGUUCUCUCUCAUGUUUCUGGUCCCGGUAGUCCGAUUCGGGAUUGCGAUCGUGCGCCUGGGCCGAGGGCCAGUCCGGAGGAUGUCGGGUAAUGUGGAAUUUCAGGGCGUAGGCAAUGCAUGGUCUCUGCGAUGCUCAUGAAUGACUGCGGCAGAGUUGUUUCGCCAGGGCUUCGUCUCACUGCACGAAAAGAAAGUUUACGCGCAGUGCAGCUUUGUCGUCGAAUUACUCCUCGAUUUCAGACGUGGCGUCACCCAUAAACCUGUGGCACAACAUAUUUCUGGCCAUCACAGACAUACCUCGAAUGGGAACACGGGAUACAGGCAGACACUCGCCCUUCGGUCUUCAUUCCCACUCGUGCAAGACGAGACCGGGUGUUGGGGCCUCCACGUUUCGGUCAGCAGUGAACGGAAAAGACGUCUGAGCGCUGGAUGGCUCAGAUUGCAUGGCUGAGAUGCGGUACAACUGGAGGCGAGAUGGGCCACAGGCGAGGGUGGAGUAUCGCUGUUGACGAGUCGAAAGGACCAUCGCGGACAUGAUUGUGCUGAACUUGGCUCUUAUAUCUGGGGAGGCAACGACACCAACUGAUUUGUGCGCAUACGAAAGGGAGGCGUGAAGACUCGAUCGGAAUAUGGCGAGAGCUUGGAGGGAGCCGAAAGUCUGAAGGGAACAGGAGCACAGGCGAGCGACCUGAAGCGGUGGUGGAUUGGCUGAACGAGAACUGGCCUAUCUCCGGAAACUCAUGGACCACAGGCUGGAGUCCGUUAUAUACAGCGCCUUGUCGACGGACGACCAUCCGCAUCCCUUCUCUUCAUGGAACACCUCCACAGGGCGAGUAUUCUCUAUGCGCGAUGCCGUGGUGAAAGGACAACAUUAGGACAAUGCACUUGCAUAAUGAAGAACGAAUCAAAGGGGCUCGCACUUGAGGACAUAGCACAUCGGCUGUUUUCGUUUUGUGUCUAGAAGCGAUGGUAUCAGAGCUCAAACAGAAACCAACUCGAAGAAAGCACAAACUUGGUGGUUACCAUCCCGAUCCUAUGACUAGAGCACUCCUCCACACGACCUCUCCUCCACAACCCUCCCUUGUUCCGACGACUCUUUAACUUUAGAGGACUGCAAGAUACGAUGAUACUACGAGGGGAUCGCCAGUGGAUUGAAAACGUGGCUCCCUUGUCGAUGUCCUCGAUCAUCAUUGGGUUCCGCACAUUUCCCAAGAGCGUGGCCGGGAAUCAUCGACUUCCAACCCAGACAUAUCGGCCCUCAUAUGCAUGCGCUGCUGCGACUUGGUUUGCCGUACCAAGAGUUCCUUUUCGUCGAGUUCCCUUCACCCCUGAAGCGGAAUUUGACCUGCAACGACCCACACUCCUUUGAGCAUGGCUACGACGAUCCACGCUAAUAGCGAUGAACGGGGUGGACGAGCGACUCCCAAGAGGACUAUCAACAGGGCGAAGAAUUUGGUCGAGUGCGGCUUCUGUGAUUUCCUCGCAAUGUCGCCAUGCAUCGGACUAUAUGGGUCGGUUACGUGGACGACUCCAGGACCAAUCCAAGGAUGUGAGCGAUUUCCCUGAGGAGUAGACGUCUCCGCGGGAGAAAGACAUGUCGACUAAUUUGUGAAUGAGUCGCAAACUGAGUUUCAAGCUCACGGCGUACCGCAUGCACGGCUUCACCUGCAGAGGAGAACACCAAGUUGAGCUUCAUUGGAGGAACCAUCCCAUCCGCAAGGACAGUCGCUAGCACUGAGGAGGAGGAAUAGACCGCCCACCCGAUGUAGUAGGCCAAACGGAAACAUUCCCAAUGCGGCCGAUCAUACAGGUAGUCACCGAUUCCGUCCUCUCUUGUCAUCCUUCACCGGAGACUGCAUUGCGCACUCCGCCCUAGGCUCAAGUUUCCUGACGACGUUCUUAUUUGGAGCGACGCUGCAAUCGUGGCGAUCGUAUGCAUAUGAGCAUUGAAGACGGCUGCGCUGGGGUUUCCGACUGUCACUGGAAGUCUGAAGCCGAACGAACCUCGCGUGGAUUGUGCUGAAUCCUGGAUCGCGAUGUUCCGAAACGAAUGUGAGACGCACGCUGGCGCUGUUUUCGGAAUGUCCAAUCCGGGGUAUUUUUUGGGUGUGAUCGAGCGGGUUGUCGUGUGGGAUGCGAAUGGACGGGAUCCGGCGGACCAUAGAGGGAUUGACAUGACGGCGGAGCUUUGGAGAAUCCUCGGGAUCGACUCAUCUCGAGGAACUCCCUGUCAAUUGGGGAUCGCGAAUGCGUCCAUCGUGUGCUGUCCUCGUCUCUGUCAACUUGUCGACACAAUGCCACUUCGCUCUGCGCGUGUAGGAAAACACGGACUUGGGCUCUUGUGCAUUGACGUUGGCGAGACUGACCCAAGCUUUGCGACCUGAAGGCAAUGCUGCAUCUCGAAGGGAUCGAGGGUGAACACUGUCUGGGAGGGGGUGGCCUGAUGAGAUGGAGUUGUUCCGUUGAGAGCCGACGAUUCAAUUUGUUUGCGAUAAACACCGCUCUCGGGGUGGUCGCCGCGCCUCCUUACAUAAAACACAGGCUUCCUUCACACAACACACUAGGCUCGGAUCCUCUCACCGAAUAUCUAUCUCCUCGUUCAGGGCAAUCAAUCAUGGAUCCUCACUUGACCUAAUCGAGUCGACUUCUUGGCUGGAUACCUGCUGUGGCUAUCCUACCUGAAUGCGUGCAUGAGAGGACGAGAUGUCUAUCGUUUCUGUUUCUUUGUAGUGCACGAUUUCAAGCGCUAUAAGAAGCGGAUGGGCCUUUUGAUGUGCAAAUCAAGGUUUAGCGGUCGAACCGGGGGAAUGUAUCAAGCAGACGGGCGGACUUGUGUCGCUUUUCCUGGGCACGGGCAUUAUUUCCCCGCGGCCCAUGACACAGACACAGGUCCUCGACGCUUGGAUUUAAGUCCUUGCUUGUGCUCAGACGCGACUGAGAUCGCCGACUUUUCCUGCGGCCCAUGGACAGGGGUGACCAGAACAUGACGUCAAUUCUGUGCAACCAUCUUAUCUCUGACCUCAGCGUCAUUUCAAGCGGAGGGUACUAACAUACUCCAGGAGUCUAUAUUUGCGCAUGAAUUGGAAUCGUCUCCACGGUGUCACCAUGUAGCGCGAAUCUAGGAGAGUCAUGGAACAAAACCGUGCUUGCAUAGCGUAUUAAUUCAACAUGGCGGAUGCAUUCCAAUCGCAGUCUGGAACCUCCUCACGUCUGCCGAGCCCUUUGGAUUGGCGCCUACAAUCAACUCCCAUCACGGACAUCAACGGUCUGUCAUCUAAUCUUUCGUGUCAGGGAAGAGGGAAGCGACUUAAGAUUACACCAUGUCUCCACAGUAGCUCAUCUAUGGCCGCCAGUGUUCUUUGGGCGAUCGUUCUGAACGGGGCGGCACCAGAACCGAACGCGCAGGGACUGGUUACUGAAGGAGGGUUAUUCACAAGGACGCAUCUCAGGAUCCAGGACCUAGGAGGUUCAAUCGAAACUCUGAAUUGUAUCCGGACACCCUAUCCUUGACUGUGUGGGGUCGGCAAUGUCGUGGUUCGAUCGGCGCAGUGAGACAUGGGCGGGAUAUAAGGCGGGAAGGGCGGUGAGACCAGCACCUCCUGGCAUCUUGCUUCCAACCACCACAACACAACUUCACAUCUUAUGCGCCGAGCUCUAUUGCCUGCCCUAUCCAAACGCACCUCAUUCGAAACUCAUCCAUCAUGACAUCCACCCACUCAUCCCACCCCGCCCCGCUCCCAUACACCCGACUCCCUGACUUGACAGGGUCCACCGUCGAGAACGGCAAGCUCAAGCUCGUCGAGCUUCUCGGCCAUGGCUCAUUUGCCAAGGUCUACAAGGCUCUGGACACCCAAUCGACUGCAUCAUCCGGGGCACCCAUCCACUACGCCGUCAAGUGCCUCUUGAACGGCGAGCCCGGAUCGCAGGAGCACCACAACCUCCAGAACGAGCUCAAGAACCACACACAGGUCUCUGGCCUGCCGGGCGUCGUGGCCCUGCACCGCGCCUUCGUCGAGGGCGAGCACGUCUUUGUCGGGAUGGAGCUCUGCGACACGGACCUGAACCGCUUCGUCAUCGAGCACAAGGACUGCGACGAGCAGUGCGACGUUGCGAAGCGGGUGUUCUUGGACGUGCUUGAUGCCGUCGAGACAUGCCACGCUGAGGGUGUGUUCCACCGGGACCUGAAGCCCGGGAACAUCUUGUGUGACGCCGACGGCAAGAACAUCCGAAUCGCCGACUUUGGUGUUGCGACUCGGUCUGAAGAGUCGAAACAGUUCGGCGUUGGGACUGCUGUGUUUGCGAGUCCUGAAAACAUGGACAACACCCGAGACACCUACUCCCCUCGCGGGACGGACUGCUGGUCGCUGGGUGUGAUCCUGAUCGCCCUCAUGACGAGCAGCCUUCUUUGGAAGGCACCCGUGGAGUCCGACGACACGUACUGCGCGUACCGCGCCGACCCCACGCACUUCUUCCGCGGGACGCUCGACCUGAGCCCUUCAUUCAGCUCGCUCGCGAACCGGAUCUUCGAUCCCAAUCCGGCGCGCCGGCCGAGCAUUCCAGAGCUGCGCACGGAGGUCGAGACGAUGGACACGUUCGUCGUGCCUCCGCCCGUAGAUAUAGUUGCUCUGGCUCUGCAGAACCCACUGCACAAACCGAAGAAGAGCAAGCGCCGGGCGACGCCGCCUCCGGUGAGUAGCAAUGCGACCACGCCUCGGCGCUCGCUGAGCAUCGCGUCGUUGACGAAAAAGCUGAGGAGGCUCGUGCGUCGUCGGUCAAUGUCGUAGUCGAAUUCACAGCUGUCUGUCUCGUAGAAAUUCGGAAUCCUAAUCACAUCACAUUCCAUACU